Molecule: messenger RNA, 2139 nt
Organism: Bradysia coprophila
Lineage: Eukaryota; Metazoa; Arthropoda; Insecta; Diptera; Sciaridae
Gene: Mlh1
Product: DNA mismatch repair ATPase Mlh1
Biological process (GO): mismatch repair
Cellular component (GO): MutLalpha complex
Molecular function (GO): ATP hydrolysis activity; ATP binding; ATP-dependent DNA damage sensor activity
Source: RefSeq, a predicted model, not a curated record
UGACAACGAUAUGUCGAUUUUGUUUUCUUGGCGCAAUAAAAUGUUUUGUAAACAACAAUGUUAUCGAAUGAAGUUCGUUUCCAUCGAAAAUCGAAAUAAUACUCCGUUCUGACGAACGACAUGGAUCCAGGAGUAAUUAAAAGACUCGAUGAAUGUGUGGUAAAUCGAAUUGCGGCUGGUGAAGUUAUACAGCGACCGGCCAAUGCGCUGAAAGAAUUAAUUGAAAAUAGUUUAGAUGCGAAAUCAACGAGCAUUCAAGUCACCGUGAAAACAGGAGGACUGAAAUAUCUACAGAUUGUCGACAAUGGUACGGGGAUUCGGAAAGCUGAUUUGGAGAUAGUUUGCGAGCGCUUUACAACAUCGAAACUGGAACACUUCGAGGAUCUGUCAUCAAUUCGAACUUAUGGUUUUCGCGGAGAGGCGUUAGCCAGUAUAAGUCAUGUAGCUCGUUUGACUAUUCAGACCAAGACCGCACAAGAAAAAUGUGGCUUUCGAGCAACGUACUCGGACGGAAAGCUAGUCGGAACACCGAAACCAUGUGCCGGCAAUCAGGGAACUCAAAUAAUUGUCGAAGAUCUGUUUUACAAUGUGCCGUUACGGAAACAGGCACUGAAGCAACCGAACGAAGAAUUCCAGAAAAUAUUGGACGUCGUCGGCAAGUAUUCCGUGCACAAUGCAAAUGUGGGAUUUGGUCUGAAGAAGAUGGGCGAGAAAGACUCGCUUCGGACGCAAUGCAAUUCAACGCACAGCAAAAAUAUCGCCGCUAUCUAUGGCAGCGACAUCGCUAAAGAGCUGCUAGAGAUCGAAUUUGACGACAGUGUGUUGCAGAUCUCAGUGAAAUGCUUGAUAACGAACGUCAACUACUCGUCGAAAAAGGGGACCUUCAUCUUAUUCAUAAACCAUCGCCUGGUUGAAUCUGUUGCUCUCAAGCAGUCGAUCGAUCAAAUAUACGCAACCUACUUAGCUAAAGGAAGUCAUCCAUUUCUGUACGUAAGCCUAGAAAUUGCUACCAGCAGCGUCGACGUAAACGUACAUCCAACGAAACACGAAGUACAUUUCCUCCACGAAGAGGAAAUUCUGUCAAAGAUAUCACAAGAAAUCGAAAAGAAACUUCUCGGAAGUAAUGCAUCGCGUAGCUUCUACACUCAAACCCUAUUGCCGGGUGCAUCGAAUCCGAUUGACAAUGUUGAGGAGGAGAAAUCCAGCCAGGACAUAAAAUACGCUAAGCACAUGGUCCGAACCGAUCCAAAGUCGCAAAAAUUGGAAAAGUUUUUCGGAAACACGACAAAGGACAAAUCGCUUCUGAGUGAAAGUCAGACGCAAAAUAGUUCGAAAAGUAAACCAAACGGUCAGGUCAAACCGAUACGGCUCAAGAUCAUUGCAAAGUUAAAAAACGAAAUCGAAAGAGAUUGCAAUUUUCAGCUGAAAGUUCUUCUGAACAGUUUGACGUAUGUUGGAUGCAUUGACGCUGAAAGGGCUAUCAUUCAACACGAAACCAAAAUGUACCUGUGCAACACCAAAAAACUGAGCGAAGAGAUCUUCUACCAAAUUCUGAUCUUCGAUUUUGGUAAUUUUGGCAAAAUUGAGUACGAUCCUCCAUUACCUGUGCGAGAACUUAUAGUUUUGGCAUUGAAGCAAGUAAAGCGUGAAUUAGAUUCCAACGAUGAUGCAAUGGAAGAGAUGGCUGAAGCUCUAUUACAAACCAUAACAACAAAGGCGGACGCACUCAAAUCUUACUACAACUUAGUCAUUGAAGAUGGGAAACUGUAUUCGCUGCCACUACUAAUCGAAAAACAUAAACCGUCGUUGUCCUUCCUGCCCAAUUACAUUCUCAGUUUGGCAACGGACGUUGAUCGAAAGAAAGAGGAGAAUUUCUUCAAGACAUUCAGCAGAAUAACAGCCGAAUUUUACGCAGAAAUAGCGAAGACCACAUCGGAAAGUGACUGGAAAUGGUGUGUCGAGCAUGUGAUUUAUCCCGCAUUGAAGAAUCAUUUUAUGCCGCCGCAACAGUUCGCCACCAACAAAGCAUUUCUGGAAAUUGCUAGCUUGCCAAAUUUGUACAAAGUCUUCGAACGAUGUUGAUGCUGAGUAAUAAAUAUUUAUUGACAACGCACACAAUCCGACGCUUUGAAUACACUC